Molecule: messenger RNA, 528 nt
Organism: Mangifera indica (mango)
Lineage: Eukaryota; Viridiplantae; Streptophyta; Magnoliopsida; Sapindales; Anacardiaceae
Exons: 1
Coding region: 1-528 (175 amino acids)
Source: RefSeq, a predicted model, not a curated record
AUGGGUAGAAAGCCUUGGCUAAUCAUAGGUGAUUUCAAUGCGAUCAGAGGUCCGAAUGAAAAAAUUGGAGGGGCUUCGUGGGGAGAUACAUAUUGUGAUGAUUUAAACAAUUGUUGUAGAGAGGCUAGUUUAGAUGACCUUCGGUAUAUGGUGAACCAUCUCACGUGGAGCAAUUGUAGUAAAGGGCAAAUGAGGAUAGCUUGUAAAUUGGAUAAAGCACUCGCCAAUGAAUAUUGGAGAGAUGCCUUUGCGGAUUCUUUGGCCAUCUUUCUCAACCCUUCUAUUUCAGAUCACUCUCCAUGUAUUGUGAGCUGUGGGGGUAUUGAAGAGAGGAGGAAGGUCCCUUUUAAAUUCUACAACAUGUGGGCGAAAUAUGAAAGCUUCCUUAGUAUUGUUAGAGAGGCUUGGAAAGAGGAUUUUGGUGGCAGCCCUAUGUUUAAUCUUGUUAACAAACUCAAGAGAUUAAAAGGAGAAUUAAGGAAGCUAAAUAGGGAUGGCUUUUGGAAAAUUUCAGAUAAGGUGUUAUAA